This is a messenger RNA of Neltuma alba, 867 nucleotides long. Its product is annotated as photosystem I reaction center subunit II, chloroplastic. The transcript has a single exon. Gene Ontology annotation, cellular component: photosystem I; photosystem I reaction center. The coding region runs from base 57 to 692 and encodes 211 amino acids. NCBI's taxonomy places the organism in Eukaryota, Viridiplantae, Streptophyta, Magnoliopsida, Fabales, Fabaceae. Gene Ontology annotation, biological process: photosynthesis. The record is from RefSeq and is a predicted model, not a curated record.
CCUUGUUGAUCUCCCAAACUACUCGCUCGCCCAAACCCGUCUCCUCCGAGUCCUCCAUGGCCAUGGCAACCCAAGCUUCCCUCUUCACCCCACCCGUCUCCUCCUCCACACUCUCUUCUUUCAAGAACCAAUCCGCCUUAUCCUUCUCCUUCAAACCCCUCACUUUCACAACCUCAUCGGCCAGAUCAGCCACAGUCAUCAGAGCAGCAGAAGAGAAAACAGAGGCUGCCCCUGUGACCAAGGAAAAAGAAGCACCCGCGGGGUUCACCCCACCGGAACUGGACCCCAACACUCCUUCUCCGAUCUUCGCCGGGAGCACAGGAGGGUUGCUGCGAAAGGCCCAGGUGGAGGAAUUCUACGUGAUCACAUGGGAUUCUCCAAAAGAACAGAUCUUCGAGAUGCCCACCGGUGGUGCGGCCAUCAUGAGGCAGGGCCCCAACCUGCUCAAGCUGGCUCGCAAGGAGCAGUGCUUGGCUCUUGGGACGAGGCUGAGGUCCAAGUACAAGAUCAAGUACCAGUUCUACAGGGUGUUCCCUAAUGGGGAGGUCCAGUAUUUGCAUCCCAAGGACGGGGUGUACCCUGAGAAGGUCAACCCCGGACGCCAAGGAGUUGGCCAGAACUAUAGGUCUAUUGGGAAGAAUGUUAGCCCUAUUGAGGUUAAGUUCACUGGUAAGCAAGUCUAUGAUAUAUGAGCUGUGUUUUCAGCUUGGCCUCAGGAUUGUGAAGCCCUGUAACUGUGUCUGUAUUUUCCCACUUUCUUCUGUUAAAACCUUAUAUUGGAAUCUUAAUUUGCCUUGGCUUGUACGUUGACCAAUUCUAUACGAUAGUAGUGAGACCGAACGCUGAUCGGUCUGUUUAUUUGACGAA